AUUAUGGCAAGUUUUGAUGUGGUUUCUUUAUUUACUAGUAUUCCGAUUUGUGAUUCACUUGAUAUUAUGAAAUAUGAACUUGAAAACAAUCAAGAAGUAUUAAGUAAAUCUUUAUUAUCAAUAGAUGAAGUUAUAAAAUGUUUAAAACUUUGUUUGGAAUCUACCUAUUUUACCUUUAAAGAUAAACUAUACUGUCAAACAAAUGGAGUUGCAAUGGGCUCACCAGCAUCUCCAAUUGUAGCUAACCUUUAUAUGAAAGCUCUAGAAAAGAAAGCAUUGACAAGUUUUAGUUGUCAUCCUAGAAUAUGGUACAGAUAUGUAGACGACACUUUUAUCAUCAUAAAGAAAGCUGAAAAAGAAAACUUUCUAACAGAAAUCAACUUAAUCUCAGAAUAUAUUGAAUUUACUAAUGAAAUAGAAUCGGCUGAGGGAACUAUAAACUUUCUGGAUUGUCUUGUAAAAAGACAGACUGACGAGAAGCUAAAGUUUACCAUAUACAGAAAGCCGACACAUUCCAACAAGUAUUUGAAUUUUCAAUCAGAUCAUCCAAUAGGAAUGAAAGUUUCAGUAGCUUUAAAUCUCGUUAACAGAGCUAGAAACAUUAUAACAGAUAAUGACGACAUGGAGAACGAGAUAUCCAACAUAAAACAGGUUUUGAUUGGAAAUGGUUAUCCUGAAAAGCUACUUGAUAAUAUUAUCAAUAGAAAGGAGCAUAAGGGAAAACCAAAAAUUGAAAAAUCCUGGCUAUCCACGAUAGCCAUCCCAUACCGAAAGGACACAGCUGAACAACUUCAAAGAUUAUUUGCUUCAUAUAAUAUUAAAGUCUAUGUCAAACCUUCUAACUCUCUAGAGAAGGCGUUAGUACAUGUCAAGGAUAUAGUUCCCAGAAUGGCACAAAGUAAUUGUGUCUACAAGAUAAAGUGUUCCGAAUGUGAUGCAUGCUAUAUAGGGGAGAGCAGUAGGCAGAUGAAGGUCAGAGUGAAUGAACAUAGACUAUGCACGAAACGUCCACCUAGAAAUGAAGUGGAACUAAAAAGUCUGGAAAAAAGAUCGGCUAUAGCAAUGCAUGCUAUAGAAAGCGGACAUAAGAUUGAUUUCGACAAUGUCGAAAUUCUUGGAAGAGGAUUUCAUUCACAUAAAGAAAGAUUGACUUCUGAAGCCUUGCACAUCUUAACCACAUCGAAUGCAGUGAAUAGGAAGGAUGGGAUAGACUUAUCACCUAUAUGGCAAACUCUUAUGAAGCAAGACAAAUGAAAAAAUCAAUCAGCACUCUAUGAGCCUCCAUGACCUUUUAAAACAUGUUUAUCAAAUAUGAAUUCACGUAUUUUCCAUAUGACAAAUAACAUACAUACACACACACACACUCAUACAAAACUAAUCUAUACAAAUUAACCAUACAAGAAUGAACACAACAUCAACUUGACAUUAGUCAUUACA
Messenger RNA from Trichobilharzia szidati, 1437 nucleotides. The record is from the annotation of a GenBank genome assembly. Lineage: Eukaryota; Metazoa; Platyhelminthes; Trematoda; Strigeidida; Schistosomatidae.